Molecule: messenger RNA, 2813 nt
Organism: Arvicola amphibius (Eurasian water vole)
Lineage: Eukaryota; Metazoa; Chordata; Mammalia; Rodentia; Cricetidae
Gene: Prkcd
Product: protein kinase C delta
Exons: 18
Coding region: 219-2249 (676 amino acids)
Biological process (GO): protein phosphorylation
Molecular function (GO): diacylglycerol-dependent serine/threonine kinase activity; ATP binding
Source: RefSeq, a predicted model, not a curated record
GCCAGAGCAGGAGGCGGCGGCCGCGGGAUCCCGCGAGCGGCCCCCGGACUUCUACCCUCGGUGCCGGGACCCUGCCGGUCCCCACUGGCCGCCGGGCCAAUCCUCACCAGGCCGGUGCUGACCUCCCCGUCCACGCGCAUCGGGGAAAGCCGCGCCGCUAGACAGACCCCGGUCCUCCGGGACCCCUGGCGCCUGGCCCUGCGUCGGGAGGCUUCACCAUGGCGCCAUUCCUGCGCAUCUCCUUCAACUCCUAUGAGCUGGGCUCGCUGCAGACAGAGGAUGAGGCAAGCCAGCCUUUCUGUGCUGUGAAGAUGAAGGAGGCACUCAGCACAGAGCGAGGGAAGACCUUGGUACAGAAGAAGCCCACCAUGUAUCCUGAGUGGAAGUCAACAUUCGAUGCCCACAUCUACGAGGGCCGUGUCAUCCAGAUUGUGCUGAUGAGGGCAGCUGAAGACCCGCUGUCUGAGGUGACCGUGGGCGUGUCAGUACUGGCCGAGCGCUGCAAGAAGAACAAUGGCAAGGCGGAGUUCUGGCUGGACCUGCAGCCUCAGGCCAAGGUGCUGAUGUCUGUGCAGUAUUUCCUGGAGGAUGGGGAUUGCAAACAGUCUAUGCGUAGUGAGGAGGAGGCCAAGUUUCCAACCAUGAACCGCCGUGGAGCCAUUAAACAGGCCAAAAUCCACUACAUUAAGAACCACGAAUUCAUCGCCACCUUCUUUGGACAGCCCACCUUCUGCUCUGUGUGUAAAGAGUUUGUCUGGGGCCUCAACAAGCAAGGCUACAAAUGCAGACAAUGCAACGCUGCCAUCCACAAGAAAUGCAUUGACAAGAUCAUCGGCCGCUGCACUGGCACUGCUGCCAAUAGCCGGGACACCAUCUUCCAGAAAGAACGCUUCAACAUUGACAUGCCACACCGGUUCAAGGUUUACAACUACAUGAGCCCCACCUUCUGUGACCACUGUGGCAGCUUGCUCUGGGGACUGGUGAAGCAGGGGUUAAAGUGUGAAGACUGUGGCAUGAAUGUGCACCAUAAGUGCCGAGAGAAGGUGGCCAACUUGUGUGGCAUCAACCAGAAGCUCUUGGCUGAGGCCUUGAACCAAGUGAGCCAGAGAUCCUCACGGAAGCUGGAUUCAGGACCAUCAGAGACUGUUGGAAUAUACCAGGGAUUUGAAAAGAAGACAGGAGUCUCUGGAGAUGAUGCCCUAGACAACAAUGGGACCUAUGGCAAGAUCUGGGAGGGUAGCACCCGCUGCAACAUUGAUAACUUCACGUUCCACAAAGUGCUGGGCAAAGGCAGCUUUGGCAAGGUCCUGCUUGCAGAGCUAAAGGGCAAAGACCAAUACUUCGCCAUCAAAUGCCUGAAGAAGGAUGUGGUGUUGAUCGACGAUGAUGUGGAGUGCACCAUGGUGGAGAAGCGGGUGCUGGCGCUCGCCUGGGAGAAUCCCUUUCUCACCCACCUCAUCUGUACCUUCCAGACCAAGGACCACCUGUUCUUCGUGAUGGAGUUCCUCAAUGGGGGUGACCUGAUGUACCACAUUCAGGACAAAGGCCGCUUCGAACUCUACCGUGCUACGUUUUAUGCGGCCGAGAUCAUCUGCGGGCUACAGUUUCUACACAGCAAAGGCGUCAUUUACAGGGACCUCAAGCUGGACAAUGUGAUGCUGGACCGAGAUGGCCACAUCAAGAUAGCCGAUUUUGGGAUGUGCAAAGAGAAUAUAUUUGGGGAGAACCGGGCCAGCACCUUCUGUGGCACCCCUGACUACAUCGCCCCUGAAAUCCUGCAGGGCCUGAAGUACACAUUCUCUGUGGACUGGUGGUCCUUUGGGGUCCUCCUCUAUGAGAUGCUCAUUGGUCAGUCGCCCUUCCAUGGUGAUGAUGAGGAUGAACUCUUUGAGUCCAUCCGGGUGGACACGCCACACUAUCCCCGCUGGAUCACCAAGGAGUCCAAGGACAUCAUGGAGAAGCUGUUCGAGAGAGAGCCAGGCAAGAGGCUGGGAAUGACAGGGAACAUCAGACUUCAUCCCUUUUUCAAGACUAUCAACUGGGUCCUGCUGGAGAAGAGGAAGGUGGAGCCACCCUUCAAGCCCAAAGUGAAAUCCCCUGCAGACUACAGCAACUUUGACCAAGAGUUCCUGAGUGAGAAGCCCCGCCUCUCCUACAGUGACAAGAACCUCAUCGACUCCAUGGACCAGGCAGCCUUCCGUGGCUUCUCCUUCAUAAACCCCAAGUUUGAGCAACUCCUGGACAAGUGAGCUUCCCAACCUGCUUUACAUGCCAGUAGAGCAGGCCAUUCUGCCCUGUUCCGCAUCCGCAUGCCCGUGGACAGCCGCGGGUGACUGGGUGUUUGCUGCUGCUGCCUCCUCACCCUCAGAGGGUUCGGCUCUUGUUGCCUGGGCUCCCAGUACUCCCUCUGUGAACUGUUUGUGAAUUUGCUUUCCCUUUGCCGUCCGAGGGAAACUGUAAAUCCUGUGUUUCAUUACUUGAAUGUAGUUAUUGAAAUAUAUAUUAUAUAUAUGCACAUAUAUAUAAUAAGCUGUAUAUAUUGCUUAGUAUAGAAAGCAUGUAGGGGACUGGUAAUGUGUUGACUUUUUUUAAAAAAAUAAAAAGCAUGUAUGUGUAUGUAUAUGUUUAUAUACAUACUUAUACAUAUAUAUGUAUGUGUAUAUAUACGUGACCAAAAGAAAAAGCACAAGCUGUCUGAACCACAAGGUUCUUUUAUGUGUAUCUAAAUAAACACUGAAUGGUACCAACCUGGCUGUGGGGACAUUUAUGUCCCAGGAAGCUGGUGUCAGGUGCUCCUGUUACUUUUAACUGCA